Messenger RNA from Elaeis guineensis (African oil palm), 1565 nucleotides. RefSeq names its product ninja-family protein AFP3. NCBI's taxonomy places the organism in Eukaryota, Viridiplantae, Streptophyta, Magnoliopsida, Arecales, Arecaceae. The record is from RefSeq and is a predicted model, not a curated record. Gene Ontology annotation, biological process: signal transduction; negative regulation of DNA-templated transcription. Gene Ontology annotation, cellular component: nucleus.
CUCUCUUUCUCUGUCUCUCUAUCGCUCUUUCUUCUCUUCCACCAUAUGUGUUCUAAUCUCUCUGCUCCUAGCUCGAUCUCCGUCGGACCUCGUGUUCUUGGCCUUCCCUUAUACCCUUUUGUCGAUUUGAAAAAGCCAAGAGCUCUCUUAUUCUUCCUGCUUUUCUCAAUUCGUUGUCUCCUUUCUGCUCGGUAUUACGAGUUUUUUCUUCCGAGUUGCCCGACUUUCUUAUAACUUAAAAAAAAAAAAAAAAAAAAUAACCAGCGUCUAAGCUUAUUUAGAAUGCGACCAGAAGGUAGAAUUAGUGAAGAAUUACGAUAAAGAUCGAUUUUUUUUCCUCCGUACCAAUGGCGUCGGAGGCAAUGGAAGGGGAGAUAGAGGAGCUUUCCGGCCGGAUACAGGGCUGUCCGAGAGACUUCUUGAGGCGAUUUGGAGGUAAUAGUUGUCAUGAGGAGCCACCGGUGGUGGUGGCGGCGGCAGGAGAGGAGGUGGAAGAGAUUGAGCUUAGUCUCGGGUUGUCUCUAGGCGGUCGCUUUGGAGUGGAGCCCAAAGAACAAAGGAGGCUUGUUCGGUCAUCGUCGAUCGCCACCCUGUCGAUGUUCCCAUCGGAGAACGAUUUCCCGGUGGCUGCUCCCCCCACAAGGGCGUGCUCCCUGCCGAUGGAGGCUGAGGAGGAGCACAGGAACAGGAAGGAGAUGCAGAGCUUGAAGAGGUUGGAGGUCAAGAGGAAGAGAUCAGAGAAGAGAAAUUUGUCGAAGUUGGCGGCGAGAGAUCAGAGGGAGGAGAAUUUUAAUGAGGGAACGAAUGGUGGGCACGGUAGGGUGCUCCCCCGAUCGGCAUCGACCGGGACGGGUGCUCGGCAAGUAGAUGCAUCCAGAUGCUUCAGACCAGCAUCUCAGUGGUCCAUCGGAUCACAGGGGAGUAGCUCCUCUGGCAUGUCCAAUUUCGAGAGCCAGAUGCUGCAAGGAUCAAAUGGUGGGGCACGUGAAGAGGUAGAAGAAUCCUGGAAGAAGAUUGGAGGGAGAGCAAGUUGGGUGAGGGAAGAGAUGGAGGAGAUGCCACGUGUGUCCACAAGGGGGGAUGGUCCAAAUGGGAGAAGGAUCGAAGGGUUGCUGUACAGGUACGGGAAAGGGAAGGAGGUGAGGAUUGUGUGCGUGUGCCAUGGCAGCUUCCUCACGCCCGCAGAGUUUGUAAGGCAUGCCGGAGGUGGGAAUGUGGCUCACCCCCUCAGGCACAUUGUUGUCUACCCAACCCCAUCAGCCUCCUUGUGAUGGUGGUGGUCACCCUUAGUUACCCAGGAUAAUAGCCAAACCCAAAAAAAAGCCUUGUUCCAAGAAUGUGGAUCUAUAAAAAGAAUAUCCAGUCAAGAAAAAGCCUUUCUAUCUUUAUUUUUAUUUGAUCAUCCAAUUAGCCAAGUGACUGAGUAUCCUACAUUAAACCGGUCAUUUUGAGAUCCACUAAUAAUAACUCUUUUUAACCCUGAGCUGUCCCUUGUCCUACUAACAGCUACAAGUACAACUGUAUCAAGGAUAAAUUUAUCAACAUGAUCUGAACAUUUUUUUUUU